This is a messenger RNA of Sardina pilchardus (European sardine), 1713 nucleotides long. RefSeq names its product fibulin-2-like. The record is from RefSeq and is a predicted model, not a curated record. Gene Ontology annotation, molecular function: calcium ion binding. Gene Ontology annotation, cellular component: extracellular region. Bases 1 to 1713 code for a protein of 570 amino acids. NCBI's taxonomy places the organism in Eukaryota, Metazoa, Chordata, Actinopteri, Clupeiformes, Clupeidae. The transcript is spliced from 6 exons.
AUGGGGGAACUAGACGGAGACAGGGGCACCUUAACUCAACAAGAACAUAGCAAGACCAGGCCGGUGAUGCCAGAAACUGCCAGCUUCGCUGACCGUGAUCUUAACAGGAAUACUCAGAGCCAUCGUGUCAUUGAGGACCUUGACCGGCACAGGGACAUGUCUGCUGACCACGGGCACAGCAAGACUAGGCCUGCCCUGGAGGAAGCUGACCAAGACAGCUCCACCUUCCCUCAACAAGGACAAGGACACGAGACACAGACCAGGCCCGUGAUGCCAGAGAUGGACAGGGACCAGAGCGGCUUUGCUGAUCAUCACGCGCGUAACAGAAAUCCUCAGAGCAGGCCUGUCAUGGAGGAGGAGGUUGACCAAGACAGGGUCACGUUUACCGGUCAAGGUCACAGCAUGCCCGCGCAGAGCAGGCCCGUCACGGAGGAUGUUGACCAGGACAAGAGCAGAGGUCACCCGCCCCGGAGACCCUCCCCGGAGCACAUGGCAAGGCUGCCUGUCAGGCCGCCGCAGGAUCACGUCACUCUCCCUGCGGGGGCGGCAGCAGCAGCGGCGGCGGUGAACUACGCACGGCACACCACCCAGCGAUCACCACAGUGGGUUCACCAGAUCCAUACGCUGCCCCCGGCGCAGAUCCCCACCACCACCACCACCACCACCACCAGCCAGCCGCCCCUCAGAGUGAAAGCAGAUGCGGGACACCCGGCGAGAAAUCAGACCCAGGCCUUCACCGCCGGCGUCCACUCCGAGCGGGAGAGAGAGCGGGAGCGGGUGGAGGAGCGGGACAACUCCCUCAGCUCCCUCCCCAUCCACAACAGCGGUGCCUUCGCCAUGAGGCAGGUGGAGAGAUGCUGUGAGGUGGGGAAGCAGUGGGCCGCCGAGCAGCACCACUGCAACAACAUGCCCACCAUGCCUGAUGACAACUACAUCUUAUGUAGCGUGGUCCAGGAGCAGUGCUGCACGGGCGCCCUGCGGCAGAGCAGGUGUUUGGCCGGCAUGAGCGCCGCCAGAGGGGGGGACGCCUGCCAGGCUCCCACGGAUGCACGGCUCUGUGGAGAGGACUCCUACCAGGAGUGCUGCAGCUGCUGCUCUCUGGGCCUGCAGCUGCGGGAGGCGGGGCUGGGCUGCCACUCCCACCAGUACCUGGACUACCCCUGCGGCCACAUCCUGCUCACCUGCUGCGAGGAGGACGAGGACGCAGAGGGCACGCUGGGAGGGUACGCGCCCGACGGACCCGCGCUCAGGAGGAAGGAGAUGCCCAGGCCCACCGCCACGCCCAAGAAAGUCUCCGACAGGAAGUUCCCCAAGGAGGCCUUCUCGGUGGGCGACGGCGAGGACGCGGCCGCUAACUCGCUGGAGGAGACGGGCGGCGCCGCGGUGGACGCGUGCCAGAAGUACGCCGCGCGCCUCUGCCACCACAUCUGCAUCAACACCUGGGGCUCCUACCAGUGCGCCUGCCGCCCGGGCCACGCGCUGCUGCAGGACGGCCACACCUGUGCGCCAGAGGACUCGGAGGAAGACAAUAGAGUUCGGGAAGAAGAGCGGCCCGGCACGCAAGCGACCUCUAGACUGACGACCUCCACCGCCUCCACCACCACGACAGCCUCCACCACCACCACCACCACCACCCAGAGCCCUGUUCUCCACAACCCAUGUGCAGGUAAUUCAGAUGAGCCUCUAUUAGGUUACCUCACCAAACCACAGUAA